This is a messenger RNA of Aspergillus pseudotamarii, 1792 nucleotides long. Its product is annotated as TauD/TfdA dioxygenase family protein. Gene Ontology annotation, molecular function: 2-oxoglutarate-dependent dioxygenase activity. Lineage: Eukaryota; Fungi; Ascomycota; Eurotiomycetes; Eurotiales; Aspergillaceae. The transcript has 3 exons. The coding region runs from base 235 to 1362 and encodes 375 amino acids. The record is from RefSeq and is a predicted model, not a curated record. Gene Ontology annotation, cellular component: cytoplasm.
UUUAUUUAUCAAAAUGUAAUGAUACCAUGGAUGCGAGAUUAUUUAUACUUGUCUCCCUCUCAUCUAAACUCCUAUCACUUUUCUUUUCAAUCUCAUCAAUUUCCAACCAAUCUUCUAGAAACCAAUUUUCUCUCAUCCAUUCUUAAUUCUUCCGCUUCUACAUUUUGUAAUCUGCCUUGACAUUUAAGUCUUAAUAGCUCCUCCUUCUCGUCUAAGGCUGUUUUCACUCUCAACAUGCCAUCAACCGCCCCUGUGAUAAGGCCCAAGAGCCAUCCGGUCAAUGCUCACAAGGAAGAGAGCCCUAUCAGUUACGACAUCAACAUCCCCUACGUGGACGUCAAUGGGGACAACACCGUCAGAACCCGGUACCCAGAAUAUUUGCCAACAUGGGACAAAAUGUGGUUUGAUCCACUGCCCCCAUUCCACUAUGACGAUCCGGCGCUGCGCGUAGAGGAUAGGUCCAAGCCUAAUCUCUUGACUCCCGAAGCUAAAGUGACCGAAAUCCAGCCGAAGAUCGGCACCAUCAUCGAAGGCGUUCAGCUGAGCCAGCUCUCGGACGCCGCGAAGGAUGAGCUUGCAUUGCUGGUUUCCGAGCGCAAAGUUGUCGCAUUUCCCGCGCAGGAUCUGAUCGAUGCUGGGCCCGAGGCACAGGAACAGUUUAUGCGCCAUUUCGGAAAACCGAACUAUCAGCCUGUUUCUGGAACGGUGCGCGGCCACCCCGGCUUCCAUAUCAUUCAUCGCGAUGGCAACAAAGAAGAGAUCUCGCGUUUCCUGUCGCAGCGCACGACAACCACUCUGUGGCAUCAGGAUGUGAGCUACGAAAUCCAGCCACCCAGCUACGUCAUGUUGGGUCUUCUGGAAGGCCCAGAAGUAGGAGGUGAUACCGUCUUUGCGGCGACCGAUAUGGCCUACAAACGUCUUUCUCCGACUUUCUGCUCCUGGCUCGACACUCUCCGGGCCGUUCACUCUUCCGCUAAAAUGAUCAACCACGCCCGCCUAACCAACAGCCUCGUCCGCAAGGACCCCGUGGACACCGUCCACCCACUAGUCCGAGUCCACCCAGUGACGGGCGAGAAGUGCCUCUUCAUCAACGGCGAAUUCAUCACCAAGAUCCAAGGUCUCAAGGAGCCCGAACAACGCUGGCUCACUGAAUUCCUCAUGAACCACAUCAUCACCGGCCACGACUUCCAAGCUCGAGUAAGAUGGCAACCAAAGACAAUCGUUAUCUUCGAUAACCGCUGUACUCUUCACUCAGCAAUCGUCGACUACCUAGACGAUGACUACGGCGCAAAGCUCCGCCACAUCUUCCGCCUGACUGCACUAGGCGAGAAGCCCAUCCCCGUCUACGACCAGUUCGAGUAAAAAAAAAAAGGAACUCGAAAAACAACAUAGUAUCAGGCGAACAGCACGUCGUCUUGCAAUUUACGAAUCAUCGCUUCAUUAUCCCGGGCGUUCUGCUGGGAGUGCAAAAAACCUAUUGAGCGUUACGUUACUUCUGCUUAAAUCCGGGUUCAUAAUAUUUUCUUUUUCGGGAAGGAGUGCAAAAAUUUGCUGGCUUUUUUUUUUCUCUUUUCUUUUCUUCGCUGCAUAUGCAUGCGUGCGGGAUCUACAACUUAUAAUUCUUGUUUUCUUUUCUUUCUCUGCUUGGGAUACCUAUUCUUGUUCGCGCGAUAGACGGUUGGAUUUUGGAUUUUGGAUUUGGUAGUUUAGACAUGUUAAUCUCUCGCGAGAACUAGCUUAUAGACAUUGGUAUUUGAUCUACGUUGAUAUUGGUUGUUAGCAGGCUUCUCCU